GCAUCGUUUGUUAGUUCUAUCUGAUUCUGUCACAAAUUUGUACAAUCCUGUCCUAAUGUCAGAAGUGCAUAUGGCGUUAUAUAUGUUCUGUGUAUAUAUGGAAGGAUAUUAGUUUAAGAGUGCUUACAAACGAAUUAAACAGAUCAUCUACAUCGUAAUUUGAUAAGUAAUAAUGGAUAUUGAUGAGGAUUAUGACACUGAACAAAGUGAUUACGGCGAUAUACCUAUAGUAGAGUCUCCACAUAGUGGCCCAGAUGAGGAUCAUGAAAAUUGGUCAGACGUAAGCACAGUUGAACUAGAUCUGUCAAGCAAUAGGCUAGAGCCCAAUAUGGAUGACGUACCAGUGCCCUCAGAGAAUACAUUUGAUGUAACAUUACCAGCAGCACAUUCUUAUUUAGGACAAAAUUUAGAGGAAUUGAGAGGAAGAACUAUAUUGGAUGAUGGUAUUUAUAUAAAUCUACCAUUAUUAGUGAAGCAGUCUGUAUUGUUCCCUGGACAAACGUUACCAAUGACAGUCUUUGGCACACAGACUAUAGAGAUGUUACAAACUUGUAUACAAAAUGAUCGUACUUUUGGUGUCGUGUGUUAUGGUAAUCCUGAUAUGGAGCGAAUAGGGACAACUGCUGAAAUCUACGAAUACACAGAUGGGGGUAUAUGGUUGGAUCAUGGUCGACGAGAGUUUCGUUUGAAAGCUAAAGGCAGACAACGUUUUAAAAUAUUACGUAUUAUUACACAGGAUAACAAUAAAAUUUCGGCCAAUGUUAAAGUAUUACCAGAGAUAACACUUGAGCCACCGUUUUUGGACCAACGCUUAGCUUCAUUAGAUCAUUUACGAAUUUCUGUUGAUUCUGAAAAAGAUAUGAAAAAGCAGGAAAGAGUAGAAAACUUGGACGCUGCAGUGACUGCUUGGCCAGCUUGGGUUUAUAGACAGUACGAUCCUAUAAGACUUUCUUUUAGAAUACGUCAGCAUCUGCAAUUUCUUGAAACUAGAGGUGGUAGUGUACCCAAAAAUCCCAUAGAUUUGUCCUUUUGGGUUGCACAAAAUAUCUUAAUGGAUCACAAUGAAAGACUCAUGUUGUUAACUUAUGACUGUGCUAUUUCUCGAUUACAAAGAGAAAUAAAGUAUCUCGUAGAGGAUAAGAUAUACGUAUGCGUUAAUUGUGAAUCCUUUAUUGGGAGGCAGUCACAUAUGUUCCCAAUGAAUAAAGAAGGCCCACAGGGUACUUAUGUCAAUCCUGGUGGCGUUAUACAUGAAACUAUAACUUUUUAUCAUGUUCAAGGAGUUGUACUUAACAAUUCGGAUCCUUCGACUGAGUAUAGCUGGUUUCCGGGAUAUGCAUGGACAAUAGCUAUCUGUAAAGGUUGUCGUCAUCACGUUGGUUGGAAGUUCACAGCAGUUCAAAGUAAUUUAAGGCCCAAAGAAUUUUGGGGAUUAACACGUAGAAGCUUGAAAAAUAAAGAUUUAAAAGUUAAGAAGAAGAAAUAAACAGGAUUAAACAUUAAUAUACAUUAAGCAUUAUAAUUAUCUUAGUUAUUAGGUGGAUAUUCUUUGAUUCAAACAAACAGCAUACAGCCAUGUCGUAGGAUAUUGUUAGCGAAUGUCAUUUAUUUAAAAUUCUGACGUUAAAAAAUAUAUAGAUCUAAUCUUUUGGUCAAGUUUCGACUAUCAUUAAUAGUUAAAAACUAUAUUAAAACAUAUUACAAAUUUGCGCUAAAAGUUUCUAUAAAAUAUAGGCUGUUUUCAAUUUCUUACGUUAGUCGAAGUAAAAUAAUGCAAGAUGUUAUAAAUUAAAAUUGAAUGAUUUUUUGAUACUGUCUUCAAAUUCUUCGUUAGUCAUAUUGAUAUGAUAUUAUUAUGUUUUCUUUUUUGAACGCUGUGUGCAAACGCAAGACUUUCAAAUACUGUGCUAGAAACAUGAUCAUCAAUGGUUACACAAUAAUUGUCCGAAAUCUUACAAAUGAUAUCAAUAUCACACUAUUCUCACAGAAGGUUAUUUUUACUAUCCUUUAAUAAUUAAUU
Messenger RNA from Trachymyrmex septentrionalis, 2020 nucleotides. It is a transcript of the gene ohgt, whose product is annotated as protein cereblon. Bases 173 to 1486 code for a protein of 437 amino acids. Lineage: Eukaryota; Metazoa; Arthropoda; Insecta; Hymenoptera; Formicidae. The transcript is spliced from 8 exons. The record is from RefSeq and is a predicted model, not a curated record.